AUGGGCUCCGUAAUGAAAAUUUUCUUUAUUUUGUUGUGUUCCUUGGUGGCUGGAAUUUGGGCUCAAGACAUAAUACCAGAAGUUCCAAUAGAUUUUCCGCCGCCCACUACAACAACUACAACAACAGAAGGAACUACAACCACCACCAAAACAGAGGAACCAAAUAUUCCAACCACAGAAUCCAUCCCAACUAUAACAACAGAGUCAACAGAACCUACAACUUCCACAACGGAACCAACCACAACUUCCACAGCAGAGUUCACCACAACUUCAACAACGGAACCCACCACAACUUCCACCACAGAGUUUACUACAACUACAACAACGAAACCCACUACAACUAUCACAACGGAGGUCACUAUAACAACGGAGAUCGCAACAACUUUAACAACAGAAGCCUCCACAAGUUCCACGACAGAGUCCACCACAACUUUACCUACGGAGUCCACCACAAAGGAACCCACUACAAUUUCAACAACAGAAGGAUCCACUACAACAAAAGGAUCCACUACAACAGAAGAAACCUCUACAACAGAAGAAUCCACUACAACAGAAGAAACCACUAGAACAGAAGAAACCACUACAACAACGACAACAUUUGACCUCAUUUCCCUACUUACACCCAAAAAAAUCACAAAAACUCUAGAAAAGUCAGCAGAAAAGUGUUAUCUGAAAAGCGGUCAGGAUAACAGCGAAAAAGACUUAGAAAUGACGACAUAUUGUUAUCGCUGCUGCUACAAUGUAAACGAAUGUGUCAGCAGAUGCCAAAAGCUUCACAAGGAACGUUGUUCCUGGAGUGAUUUUGCACCUGUGCAUUAA
Molecule: messenger RNA, 819 nt
Organism: Drosophila subpulchrella
Lineage: Eukaryota; Metazoa; Arthropoda; Insecta; Diptera; Drosophilidae
Product: cell wall protein DAN4-like
Exons: 2
Coding region: 1-819 (272 amino acids)
Source: RefSeq, a predicted model, not a curated record